This is a messenger RNA of Symbiodinium necroappetens, 4979 nucleotides long. The record is from the annotation of a GenBank genome assembly. Lineage: Eukaryota; Dinophyceae; Suessiales; Symbiodiniaceae.
AUGCCCCUAAGGUCACUAACGUUGAGGUUGUUCCGUCGGAGGUACUUCGCAUCGCUGUGUUUCGUGACCAGUUUGAGGGUGAUUGGGACACAUUCACCAUGCUGUUGGGCCAGGUCUUGGCAUUCCAUUGCGUACAAGCAAGCCCCGGCGAAGUCAGCAGUUAUCUUCAACAUCUUUGUGAGAAUACCUGCUGGGCUUCUCAAGCCUUUGCUCGCAUGUUCCGGGUUGCAUGGUGUUUUCAUUGAGCCGCGUGCCGCUGAUUCCAAGGAGGCUUCUGCUGAGUUUCGUGUUAUCUGGCUUCCGAAAGCUUCCUAUAGUGAAGUUUUGCUCCUUAAACAAAGCCAUGCCGAAAUCAUUGGACUUGCUCGUGUUGGUUCGCGAUUGGGGGUUCGUUGCAACAAAGCUGAUGAAGAGGCCUUACACAAAGUCCUCAAAGGUACCCCUUUUGUCGAUCGUGGCUCAUUGUGUAAGUUCGUUGUCGGUCCUUGGCCUUUCGGGACGCAGCGCCAAGCCGCUGAAAAAGCAUUGGCCUCCUUUGGUUGGGUUGCUCGUGUUACCCAGCCUAUUGCUGGGCAGCCUGGCGGUCUGUGGUGGCGGGUUCAAGCCGGCUCGCAUCCUCCUGAGCUUGUCUUGCACACGCAAUUCGGUGAAGUGCUUAUCAGUGAAGAACCUGGGCCUGCAGCUACCCCGGUUGUGAAGCAUGCAGUGCUUGCUGCUCGCAAUGCUUUGCGUGAUGUCUGUCCGCCUUCGCCCCCUUUGGUUGACCCUUUGCAGGUGCAUGAUCCUUGGGCUGCAGCGCUUCAGAAGCAAAAGCCUUCACAGCCGGCUUCUGUUCAAGCUAUGUCUGCACAAGUUGAAGCCAACAUAUUGGCCAAAAUUCAGCGUGAUCGUUCCUUGUCGUCUGCCCCCGCUCCUUCUGAGCAGUUGCGUGAGGAGCUUGAACAGAGUGUCCUUGCCAAGGUUGAGGCUCGUUUGACGGAACAUCGCACUGUAGUUGAGGGUCGGCUUUCUGGAUUUGAAACUCAGGUCACAGCGCUCUCAGACAAAGUUGAUGGCCAGGAGUCGGUGCUUCGCAGCAUGUUUCAGGAGCAGAUGUCCCGCAUUGAAGAGUUAUUGGCUGCGCCCAAGCGGUCUAGGCAUGAGGGCGUGCGCCACUGGUCCGUUUUGAUUGCUUUUCUUUCGGUGCGUGUUGGGGAAGCUGCGCAUCCUGGUCCAGGGGUGACGGACGAGUCUUUCUUCACGUUGGGUGCCAUUAACCCCACCGGGCUUAAUGGCAAACAUGGGGUGGUUUCUCAGCUUGAUUCGCCCGCAAUCUACGCUGUCAGCGAAACGCAUUUGACCAAGCCAGGGUUGGAUUCAUUCAGGAUGGGUUUGCGCCUGGCCGGUCCCUUUUCGUUUCUUCAUGGUUGUCCUGUGGCCCCUCUGCCGCGCAGCCUGGUAUCUGGUGUCUACGAAGGCGUCGGCUUUGUCACGUCGUUUCCUGCUCGUUUGGCUCCUCACUCGUGGCCUGCUUUGCUGUAUGAGACCUCCCGCAUUCAGGUUGCCAACUUCUUCGUGGGGCCCAUGUGGCUGUUGGGCGGAGUGGUCUAUGGGUAUGCCACCGACUCCUCUCGUACGUCUUGUCUGCUUCAGGCCCUCACUGAGCGGGUGGUGUUGGGUGCUUCCGGGCCUCGGUUCGUGGCCGGGGAUUUCAAUUUGGAGGUGGACAGAAUCGAUUUCGUUGAUGUUUGGCGUGAGCGUGGUUUUUGCGAAGUGCAAGACCUCAUGUGCUGGGCAACCGGUUGCCAACCUCGCCCCACAUGUAAAGGCAAGACCCGAAAGGACUUCCUGUUUGUUUCGGCUGAGUUGGCCGCCAUGUUUGUCCGAACCAUGGUUGAUGAGACGUUUUUCGCUGAUCAUGCUGUGCUUUCGGCGAAAUUCCGCACAUCCGUCUCCUUUGUCCCGCGCUUUCAGUGGCGCAUGCCUGUUCAUCGCCAGUCUCUUCAUCUUCAGCCCUUUCAUGUUUGCGCUGUGGGUGGCCCAGUUUGCUCAGCCAGCCCUCCGUCUGAGCGUUAUGCUGCGGUUUGCGAGCGUUUUGAGUUUGGGCUCUCGCGCGCUCUUCUUGACCGCAACUUGCCACCUCUGUGUUCUCGUGAAAAGGGGCGUGCCCGCACUUUCGAAGUCAAGUGUAGCAAGUUGAGGAUUGCUCCGGUUCCGAAGUCCCGCGUUUCUGAAGUGUCCCCUGCCUUUUUCGGGCCAAACCUUCGUUAUGCACAGUGGUUUCGGCAGCUUCGUCGCCUUCAGGCUCUUCGCCAGGCCCUCAUUUCGGCCAGUUCGACGCCCUCUGCGUUGGAGUAUCGUGCGGGUUUGUGGGAUUCCAUUCUUCGUGCUCCUGGUUUUGGGGCUCCUUUCAAGGUUUGGUGGCCUACUCGUGGAAUCCAGCUUCCCACCGAUCCGGUCGACAUCCCGCUCUGUAUUCCUUCAUUGGACGUUGUGACUCAAGUCUUUGUUUCUUUCGAGGCGAAUGUUCGUGCUUGGGAGAGGCAGUUGCUUUCUGCACGUCGCUGUGAGGCUACGGCCCGUCGCGCUUCCGACCCUAGCAUCAUCUUCCGCGAUCUUCGUGCCGCUCCUGCUAAACCGGUUGAGUCAUUAAUUGAGCCGCUUGACGCGAAAGUUGAAGAGGUUGAUGUCGGUGACAAUGCGGUUGUGCUUGACAAGGAGAUUCCUUGGAGCCCCGAUUUCCCGCUCUACGUGAACGGUGUGUGCAUUGAUCCCAUACAUGUUGAGCCUGACAAGAUCUGGUGUCAGGAGGCCCCGCCGUGUGCCAUUGGCGAUAAGGUGGUUCAAUCUGUUUUGGUUGGUACGAUUCCCGAUCUGUUUGCCAAGUUUGGCAAGGAGUGGGCUCGACGGUGGCAGCGACACGACAAUGUUUCUCCUGAAAGGUGGCAUGACCUCAUCUCUUCGUUUCGGGAGCGUCGUGUUUUUCCUCCUAUGGCUCUUGAGCCCAUCACCCUGCCUGUGUGGCAAGCGGCCGUCAGGGCUAAAAGCACCCGCAGUGCGACCGGCCUUGAUGGAGUCUCCAGACAAGAUCUCUUGUUGAUGCCGCCUGAGCUUACUAUUGAGCUUAUUCGGUUGUGCGAACAUGCGGAACAACAUGGGGUUUGGCCUCGCCAAAUGCUCCAGGGGGUUGUCACUGCUCUGGAAAAGGUUCCGUCGGCUUCAUUGGUCACGCAAUUCAGGCCCAUUUCCGUCUUAUCUAUGGUUUACCGCGUUUGGGGCAGUAUCCGAGCCCGUCAAUGCUUGCGACACUUGUCCCAGUUUGUCCCGCCCGGCCUUCUCGGCAACGUCCCGGGACGUUCGGCUUCCAACGCGUGGUAUUCCAUCCAGCUUGCGGUUGAGCGCUCCUUGCGUGAAGGCCUCCCCCUUUCAGGAUUUAGCGCUGACCUAGUCAAGGCCUUCAACUUGCUGCCUCGGGCGCCUACGUUUGCAUUCGCCAUGCUGUGUGGCAUCCCAUGUGGUUUGGUUCGUGCCUGGUCUGCUGCUUUGGUUGGCCUUGAGCGCCGCUUCAGGAUUCGUGGGUCUGUUGGGCCAGGGGUUAUGAGCUCGACCGGUUUCCCCGAGGGAGACGCACUGAGUUGUGUGGCAAUGACCCUGGUUAAUUUUGCCUAUCAUGAGCACAUGGCUGCCUCUGUUCCGGAUUGUGUGGCUUUGACGUUCGUUGACAACUGGGAAACAACCGCUUCGUGUCCCAUGAGUAUUCUGCGAGCUGCCGCGGCUCAAGAUGACUUCUCCCGCGCAUGGGACCUUGAAGUGGACUCAAGCAAGACGGUUUUCUGGUCCACUGCAGCGGCUGAUCGGAAGGUGUUGCGUUCGAAUCGGUGUAGUGUCGCUUUGGAUUUCCGUGAUCUUGGUGGCCACUUGCAAGUUUCAAGACGCCAUACCAACUACACACAGACCGCACGUUGCAAGGACCUAGUUCCGAAGUGGCUUCGCUUGAAAUGCUCGCUUGCCCCGUAUGUUCAGAAAGUUCGGGCUCUUCAGGUUGCUGCGUGGCCUAUGGCUUUGCAUGCUGUCAGCAUCGUUACUUUAUCAGCUGCUUCCUUUCGCUCCUUGCGGAAUGGUGCCAUGAUUGGUUUGGGAGCCAAGGCUCCGGGUGCUAGUUCUCGUCUUCAGUUGAGCUUAGUUGAGUUUCCACUGGCGGAUCCUGAGUAUUAUGCGUUGCGGUCUUCUUUUCGUGAUGCAAUUGCUCACGGUUCCUUGGAAGUGCUUGCGCCGUUGUUGGAUUUGGCCUCUUCAAGUUCGGUGCGUCAGCCAGGGCCGGCGGGAGUAUUGUUGUCACGGGCUAAUGCUAUUGGCAUCGCGUGGUCUCCUGAGUCGUGCUGUUUCCAGGAUUCUCUUGGCAAUCUUGACCCGUGGAAGCUUUCUUGUCAAGAAGUUGAAGCACGUUUGGUCCUUCAGUGGCAAGCUGCCGUUCAGCACAGUGUGUCGCAUCGAAAAGGCUUUGCGGGCCUUGUAGGUUGCGAUGCACAUCUGACGCGUUUGAUCUUCGGUCGGUUGGAGUCUGAAUACAAAGCGUUGGCACGAAAGUCCUUGAAUGGAUCAUUCUUUACGCAAGAUGCAUUGUGCCACUUCUCCGAGGGGGAGUCGGUCUCCGCGCAUCUGGAUUCGGACUUGCAGGGUACGUUUGCAGAUGAAUGGGCCGUCGUCCACAACAAUGAGGCUGAUUACCUGGCGGGCUGCGCCAACCAGGAGCGCGGUGAUGAGUUUUGGAACCUCUGGCGUCGGUGCGCGGAUGGCUACGCUGAUUGGCAUGGUCGCUACGCGGUCCGAGGGCCGACCUGGUGUCCGUCCAGUAUUGGCGGUGGCUGCGGUAGGAUUGCUCCGGGAAUCCAGGGGCCGGUGGAUUACGAGAGAGUGUCGGCCGGAGUCAACAGCACUCCAAAUUCGGUUACUGUGUAUAGGUGUUUCGAGGUCCUGGACUACGUUACCGCUUCCAUGAG